UGUGAAGUGCCUUGUGAACCUCAGUCCACUGGGCGUGUGGCACAACCAGAGCCACUCAGACCCAGCCCUCAACAUGCAGGUGGUGACUGCUCUGGGCCGUGCCUGGCACCCUGAGCACUUUGUUUACGGUGGCUGCUCCACAACCCUGGGAGGCAGCAGUUUCUUUGAGAAGGAUGGAGCCCCCUUUUGCCCGAAGUGCUACUUUGAGCGCUUCUCUCCACGCUGUGGUUUCUGUAACCAACCCAUUCGACAUAAGAUGGUUACGGCCCUGGGCACUCACUGGCACCCAGAGCACUUCUGCUGCGUCAGCUGCGGGGAGCCCUUUGGAGAAGAAGGUUUCCACGAGCGUGAGGGCCGCCCCUACUGUCGCCGGGACUUCCUGCAGCUGUUUGCCCCGCGCUGCCAGGGCUGCCAAGGCCCCAUUUUGGAUAACUACAUCUCGGCGCUCAGCGCGCUCUGGCACCCGGACUGCUUCGUCUGCAGGGUGCGCAGCUGUGGGAGCGGAGCCCGGGACCG
Molecule: messenger RNA, 516 nt
Organism: Fukomys damarensis (Damara mole-rat)
Lineage: Eukaryota; Metazoa; Chordata; Mammalia; Rodentia; Bathyergidae
Product: transforming growth factor beta-1-induced transcript 1 protein-like
Exons: 3
Source: RefSeq, a predicted model, not a curated record